Messenger RNA from Ziziphus jujuba (common jujube), 3475 nucleotides. Its product is annotated as GPI ethanolamine phosphate transferase 1. The record is from RefSeq and is a predicted model, not a curated record. Lineage: Eukaryota; Viridiplantae; Streptophyta; Magnoliopsida; Rosales; Rhamnaceae. Gene Ontology annotation, cellular component: endoplasmic reticulum membrane. Gene Ontology annotation, molecular function: mannose-ethanolamine phosphotransferase activity. Gene Ontology annotation, biological process: GPI anchor biosynthetic process. The transcript is spliced from 18 exons. The annotation marks the transcript as partial.
AAAGAAAUUGGAUUUAGACUGUCUUCGUUAAUACAGCAGAGAGUUUUGAUUAAACUUGAAGCUGAAGACAUUUCAAAAGAGAUCGAACCAAGCCAAGGAGCAAAACCCAACAGUGAUUUCAGUCAACCUUUGCCAAAAAACAAAGCAGAAACCAAUAUACGAAUCAAUAAAAGAACCAAAAAAAAUAUGGGUCGUGGCGACGGGAUCUUGGGGAUCAGAGACGCAGCAGAAGGAGGAAGCAGAGCAACAGUAACAAGAAGAAAGAAAUGGCUGAAAAGGCGGGAGAGAUGGCUGGUGGUACUGGGUGUGGUUCUACACGCCGUUUACAUGCUUAGUAUAUUCGAUAUCUACUUCAAGACCCCCAUUGUCCAUGGCAUGGAUCCGGUCACCCCUCGUUUCCAAGCUCCCGCCAAGCGACUUAUCCUUCUCGUUGCUGAUGGGUUGCGUGCUGACAAGUUCUAUGAGCCGGAUUCUGAAGGAAACUUCAGAGCACCAUUUUUAAGAAGUGUAAUUAAAGAGAAGGGCCGGUGGGGAGUAUCUCAUGCUCGUCCUCCAACAGAGUCAAGGCCUGGACAUGUCGCAAUAAUUGCUGGUUUUUAUGAGGAUCCUAGUGCAGUUACUAAAGGAUGGAAGGCUAAUCCAGUUGAAUUUGAUUCAGUAUUUAACCGAAGCCGGCAUACAUUUGCUUUUGGUAGCCCAGAUAUAGUUCCAAUAUUCUGUCGUGCCUUGCCACACAGCACGUGGAAUAGCUACCCUCAUGAGUUUGAAGACUUUGCUACCGAUGCCUCGUUUCUGGAUGAGUGGUCUUUUGAUCAAUUUCAGAGCCUUCUUAAUAGGUCAAACCAAGAUCCAAAGUUGAAGGAGUUACUUCUACAGGAUAAUCUUGUCGUAUUUUUGCACCUACUUGGAUGUGACUCAAAUGGUCAUGCACAUAAGCCAUAUUCGUCCAUUUAUCUCAAUAAUGUUAAAGUUGUAGACAAUAUAGCUGCAAGGGUUUAUAAUCUUGUUGAAGAUUAUUUCAAGGACAACCGUACAGCAUAUAUUUUUACGGCUGACCAUGGAAUGAGCGACAAAGGAAGCCAUGGCGAUGGACAUCCCUCAAACACCGAUACUCCCCUUGUUGCUUGGGGAGCAGGAGUUAAAUAUCCCAGGCCAAUAUCUCGCAGCAACCUCACCGACUGUGGUUUUCGAUUUAUUGAUGAGCAUAUGCAUGACACACCAACACCUACAGAAUGGGGCCUUCAUGGCAUAGAACGGGUUGAUGUUAAUCAAGCUGAUAUUGCUCCACUCAUGUCAACUCUUCUUGGUUUGCCAUGCCCUGUAAAUUCAGUAGGAAGUUUACCUCUUGAUUAUGUCAACAUGUCUGAGGAGGCAGAAGUUGAAGCUGUGCUAGCCAAUUCCAAGCAAGUACUAUCUCAGUUUCUUUACAAGUCACAAAUGAAACAGUCAAAUUCAUUAAAUUUCAAGCCUUUCAAACCACUGGCCCAUUAUUCCACUAUGUUGAAUGAAAUCGAGUACCAAAUAUCUGCUAAAAACCAUGAAGCUGCUAUGAAGCUAUCUGAAGAACUCCGAGGCUUGGCACUGCAAGGACUUAACUAUUUUCAAACUUACGAUUGGUUGAUGCUCAUGACUGUAAUUAGUCUUGGAUAUAUUGGUUGGAUGAUCUAUCUUGUUCUUCAUGUGCUACAAUCUUAUACUUCACUGUCAGGAUAUCCAUUUAGAAAGGAGCAAACAGUUCACCAGACAAAUGAUACAACAAAAGUUCAACUGUGUGGCUGCCUGUUCAUGGGAGUAAUUAGUAUUCUGCUGUUUAUUGAGCGUUCUCCUCCUCUCUACCAUGCAUACACAACAGUGACAGUAUUUCUGUGGACACAAAUAUUUAGUGAAUAUCAGUUUAUAAGAGCAUUAUGGAACCAGUUACAUGGAAGAAGAUUCUAUUAUAUCAUUAAGAUUCUAGGCACUUGUGCUGUGUCAGUAUUCAUUCUUGAAUUUCUGGUUAAUAGCUUCACGGAGAGGCAGCUCUACACUUGGUGUUUCCUGAUUGUGGGAGUCAUAGCUUCUCUUACUCUAUUUAAAUCACUUCCAUGGAGAUCUGGGAUACCACUCUUUGCUUGUUUGGCAUGCUGGUUCUUAUCUGUAUUUACUUUGAUGCCAGCAGAAAUUCCUGAAAAUAAUCAUCUAGUAAUUGGGAGUGGCGUGAUGAUUAUCAUGAUAGGAAUGGCUGCAAGGUGGCUUGAUCUGCAUGCUGAAGGGAACAAGUACUGGCUAAGUAUAUGUAAUCAUGAAAUGAAGACAACAAGCUUUCCCAUGCUCUUUCAAUUACAGGCUCUUUUGGUUGGAUUAUCUUCUGUGAUGGUCUCGUUAUCAACAUCUCAUCGAAUACAGAAACGAGAACUUCUUGCAUUGCACCAAUUCAUCAAUUGGUUCAUUGCUGGUUUCUCAAUGAUUCUCCCGUUGUUUUCGGCAAAUGGUCUCUUGUCCAGGCUUACUUCUAUAUUUCUUGGUUUUGCACCCACAUUCCUUCUGUUAUCCAUUGGAUAUGAAGCUAUAUUUUAUGGUGCUCUUGCUCUUGUACUUAUGGCAUGGAUACUAUUUGAAAACACACUUCUUUAUGCAAGUAAAGUGAAAAGGUCACCAGCUUCCUUGCAAAAUGUCAAGGAUGAUGUCGGACUUGAAUUUGGUAAUAGAUACUUGCAGCUAUCAGAUGUGAGGAUUCCAUUAACCUUUAUGGUUUUGUUUAAUGUUGCCUUCUUUGGGACGGGGAAUUUUGCAAGUAUUGCAAGUUUUGAGAUAUCUUCUGUCUAUCGGUUCAUUACUGUCUUCAGCCCAUUUCUGAUGGCAGCCUUACUUAUAUUCAAACUGUUCAUUCCGUUUAUGCUUGUCAUAUGUGCAUUCAGUGCAAUAACAAAGUUAAACCGUCUUCCACGGUUGGGAUGCUAUUUUCUCGUUAUAGCAUUAUCGGAUGUGAUGACUAUUCACUUUUUCUUUCUGGUACGAAAUAAAGGAAGUUGGAUGGAAAUUGGUAACAGCAUCAGCCAUUUCGGAAUCAUGAGUGCUCAAGUCGUGUUUGUGCUGUUACUUUUUGCCCUUACCAACAUAUACACGAAAGAUAUCCAUAUCAGUUCAACUCACCCAUCUUCUCGAAAAGCAAUGUAAAUCACCGUCAAAAUGGGAAAUUCACGAGACCAAAAUCAGUCAAAGCUAGCAUUUCGUGGAAGGGAGCAGCGCUCUGCUUUGAAAGAAGCUUUGAGGAUCCAAGAGUAGCUUCUGUGCUUGUGUCUCUUUCUGCUCUUUCUACAGGCUCUUGUUGCUUUAGAGGGCUUCAAUUCAAUGGGAUUUUCCAGAUUUCCCCAAUCAUUCUUACGACUAGCUAUAAGAGUUUGACAUUCAUUUUUAGAAAGUGGUUUUUAAACAAGUGAUUAUGAGCCUGUAUUUUCAAUUGCGAGCCUUUUAAGGAUUCCAUUUUCAGUUUAAA